AUGGCUCCAAGAAUUGGAAAGAGAAGUGCUAAAAAUUCAUCAUCAAAUCCUUUGGCUCAAAGAUUAGAUUCCACAAAGAUCAAACCAUCAUCAUCAUCAUCCAAAGACAACAACAACAACAAUAACAAGAGAAAACCUUAUGAUUCAAAUCCUUUACUAGCUCGUUUGUCUGAAAUUGGCAACAGGAAAUCAUCAGGAUCAAACAAUAAUUCAAAUGAAAACCCUUUGGCUCAAAGAAUACGAAAUGGUAAAUUUGUUCCACCAUCAAUAACAAGUCAAACUCAAGCAUUACAAAAUCAAAGAUUAAGAAAAUCAGCACCAUCAAAGACUCCAGAGGGGAAAAUCACUAAAAGAUCUAAAUCAGCAUCUAACAACAACAAUAAUAAUAUACGGAAUGGUUCCUCUAAAACAGUUCUAAAAAUUAGAAAUGCAUCAAAUCCAAAUUUUUUAAAGAUUAAAAAUUUAGAAUAUGGUACAAAUAUUCGUGAUUUAAAAGUUGUUUUAGAAUCAAUUGGUAAAACUAAAAGCAUCAAAAUUAAAGAUUUAGAAUCAGGUUCUGCAUUAGCUGAAGUUAUAUUUGUUUCUGAAGCAACUUUAGAAAAAGCUCAUACUCAAUUAAAUGGUGCUAUUGCUGAUGGUCGUACUUUAAGAACUGAAAUAACUAGUGAUAGUGAAAUCUUCAAUGGUGCUGUUGAUUCAUAUCCAAAUGGUCCAAGAUCAAUGAGAAGAUGA
Molecule: messenger RNA, 732 nt
Organism: Hansenula anomala
Lineage: Eukaryota; Fungi; Ascomycota; Saccharomycetes; Phaffomycetales; Wickerhamomycetaceae
Exons: 1
Coding region: 1-732 (243 amino acids)
Molecular function (GO): RNA binding
Source: RefSeq, a predicted model, not a curated record